GGGGCAAUUGUUGGCUGUAAUUAAUGAUAAAACCGACAAACCAAAUUUGAAUGGAUUUCAGGUAUAUCAAGCUGUCUAGCCCAAAGUUGAACAACGUCGCCGUCGUCGGCUGUAUUCUGGUCUAUAUGGCUGUUAUUCUCCUUGGAUUGGACAAUGCCACCCUGCCGUCGACGGCCGUUUUCCCCACUGUCUGCACGGCCAGAGUAUACCUGUUAUCUGCCGGUUUUUCCAUGGCGUUUGGUUCCAUGUUUGCCAAGACUUAUCGUGUGCACAGAAUUUUCACGAGAAACGCCAGAGGAGUUGUAAAAAACAAGCUCCUCCAGGACACACAAUUAAUAUCUCUCAUAUGCGUGCUUCUCGUCGUCGACGGUCUUAUUGUGACUUUAUGGGUGAUAGUUGACCCGAUCGAACGUCAAUUGAGGAAUUUAUCACUUGAAAUAUCACCGAUAGAAAGAAGCGUUGUAUAUCAGCCACAGAUUGAAGUCUGCUCCUCACAGUUCAUACAUAGCUGGCUGGGUGCACUUUACAUUUACAAGGGGUUAUUACUUGUCGUUGGUGUAUACAUGGCUUGGGAAACAAGACAUGUAAAAAUACCAGCGUUAAAUGAUUCGCAAUACAUUGGCCUCAGUGUAUACAGCGUUGUCAUAACCAGUGUGCUGGUUGUCGUCCUUGCCAAUCUGAUUUCUGAAAGAGUAACGCUGGCAUUUCUAACAAUCACAAUUCCGAUUCUAGUCUCGACAACAGGGUCUCUUUGCCUUCUAUUUAUCCCAAAGCUUCAUGAUAUUUUAGUACAUACUGGGAGUACUGCGACCCUUGAUCCGAUAAUGCAGAGUAUGGGGUUAAAGAUAGAAUGCAACACUAGAAGGUUUCUCACAGAUGAUAGAAGAGAACUUUAUUUUCGUGUUGAAGUUCAAAAUAAAGUGUACAGGAGAGAAUUACAUCUUUUGGAUAAUGAAAUAGCUAAACUAGAAAAACAGCUUACUAACGAAGCUUCUUCAUGCAGUUCACGGUCAUCAAUUAUGGCCCCAAAGAGUGAAAUAGAAGAAGCUUUGGAAAGGCUUUCCCUUCCUGUGCCACCGAGAGGAAAGUCUCCAAGUGUGAGCGGAGGUAUACCAAUGCUUCUAUUAUCUGUUUUGCCACCUGUGAUACCAAGAGCUAGUUGGCCUACUGAAGAACAUUGCUCCCAGCCCAUGCGCCGGAGUGUCACUUUCAGUUCAGAAUCAAAAUUAGACGAGAAAAAGGCUUUGUCGGGCAAGAUGAACUUUUGUCAAAGAGAUUCAAUUUCAAGCACAGAGCCUUCUAAAGUGUCGGUUUUUGGUAAAUUGCUAAAUAUGAUAACGCCAAAGCCGGCAGUUAGAAAAAUUUCAGCCCCAACAGCAGGUGGUUUGGCUUCAGCUUUCAGAGCGCACAUGGAAUAUUUUGCAGGAUUUGUUCCUGGAAACAAGAGCAAUUCAGAAAGUUGUGAGUCAUCCUGCAAUACAAGUAGAACAGGAAUUAAUAAGGCACCGUUUGUCAACAUAGAUGACUUUGAUAUCAGAGGGAGGAAGUAUUCUCUCGGUUUGGGUAAAGAAGAAAUAAGUGAUGGCGAAGAAGACCACAACAGAAUUCAGGCAAGAUCUGUACAAUCUUUAUCUCAGCCUCGUGUUUCAUUUUCAAUCCAGCUACAGAGCUCCCAACCGAUUCUCUAUAAGGAACGACCAAAAGGAUCACCAAGAUUCCCUCACAGAAUCGUUCCUACAAGCAGCUUAAAUGCUCUCGAAGACAAGUUAAACCUCAAAAAGGCCAAUUAUCUUAAUGUCAUACAAAACUAUAAACCAGGAAAAGUGGGUCCAGAUGGCAAAUGCAGAUCGCUGGAAGAUGCCAGGCCUCAACAAAAGAAGGAUGAAGAAAGGGCUUCAAGUAUGAGCCCCAACUGUGAAGUUUGGUAUGACAAAAUGAAUACAAAUAAGGAUGAUAGUGCCCCUGGUAGUGAAAAUGAAGAAUGCCCUGAAACUUGUGAAUAUACAUAGAGUCUCAGCUCAAACACUUUUAUUUUUAUUUUUUUAAUGCCUCAAUUUAUUAAUUAAUUUAUUUUUAAGCAUAGUUUCUAUUAAAGAUUAUUUUAAACAUUGAUAUUUUAUCACUUCAAACUUUAAUGACUUUAAAAUGUGCCAAAUUAAAAGUAGUAAUUUAUUGUAUUAUGUAUUUCAAUGAUGAAAAUUGUUACCUG
Molecule: messenger RNA, 2209 nt
Organism: Cimex lectularius (bed bug)
Lineage: Eukaryota; Metazoa; Arthropoda; Insecta; Hemiptera; Cimicidae
Exons: 7
Coding region: 51-2009 (652 amino acids)
Biological process (GO): G protein-coupled receptor signaling pathway; gamma-aminobutyric acid signaling pathway
Cellular component (GO): G protein-coupled receptor heterodimeric complex; membrane
Molecular function (GO): G protein-coupled GABA receptor activity
Source: RefSeq, a predicted model, not a curated record